Messenger RNA from Anopheles bellator, 3695 nucleotides. RefSeq lists its product as uncharacterized. The transcript has 3 exons. The record is from RefSeq and is a predicted model, not a curated record. Bases 161 to 2536 code for a protein of 791 amino acids. NCBI's taxonomy places the organism in Eukaryota, Metazoa, Arthropoda, Insecta, Diptera, Culicidae.
UGUGUGCAGAUUGGAGACUGAUUCAUCCGGUCACCGUACCUUUGGGAAGCUGCCAAAAGGGCAACAAUCCUACACAGUCCACAGACCUGCUUCUGUUCUAGUGCCAGUGAAGAAUAGUGCGAUCGUGAGCCUAUCAGCAGGACGUGAAGAGCUCGUGACCAUGGAGGAGAACACGAUCAGUAUGCUGAUGGAUGUCAAGUUGGACAUCCGGGAACGAAAGCUAGACUUUUCCCAUAUGAAGUCUUGGUCACAAUACUACGUGCGCGUGGAAGCGGUCAAGUGCUUUCCGUGCUAUAUGCGCAUCUCGUUCUUCUCGUCUCCGACCGAUCGAACGACGGAUCUAAUCGUGCGCAUCAACGUUCCCGGGCUGACCGUGCAGAUGGCGACGUCGCGCACCAAGCAACACUCGUACGGGCUGUUCUGGAAGAACAAUCGCAAACGGUGCUGUGCGUACUUUGCACUCGAAACGCAACUUCUGUGCGAACGACACCUGCGCUGGAUGAAAAAGUCGAUCCGGAACCUGGAGCUCUACCGGCAGGAGAUGAUGCAGCUUCGACGGGCCAGCCGUACGCCGGCACACGAGAUCCGACAGGAGCUGAAACCACUCGACCCGCGGGCACUCGCUCCAUCGUGUGUCGCCCCGUGGGACGAUCUGGGAAUUUAUCAGAAUCUCGAUUCCACGGAAAAUAUGGCCGAUUUACAAGACAUUCUCGGACCACUUCCGAUGGUUCCAGCGGUGGAGAAGGGAGGCGCAACUGCGCCCUCCGACAACACCAGCGUCGUCUCGAGCUGUUCCCGUCGCGUUUCCGGUGUGUCGGGUAUUUACGAGGAAAUUCGUGACGAUUUGGUGUCCAACGUGGCUUCACGAUUGUCGCGUGUGUCGAUCGCUUCCGGCAUCUACGAAGAAAUGCGUCCAAUCCCUGGGCAAGGCGGCAACGGCGAUGCGGCGGAACAGGAAUGUACACCACCACCGUUGCCGCCACGCCAACGUUUAAACACUAACGAAGACUUUGACGAAGCUCGUGUGCCGGAAGUGGAUUAUCUGAAGAAAAAGCGUCACUGGUUACGGCUGGACUCGGUGUUUGGCCGUAAACGGACCACCAGCGGUGAUUCGCAGGCUUCGGCCGGUUCGCUUGCAAAGAAAGGUGUCACCAAGCACAGGUACGACAAAUCUCCAUCGGUGUCGGCGGCGGCGGCGGUAGUACCCCGCAAUAAGGUGUGUCGGCUGCGAUUAACGGAAGCUAAGCGCAACAGUUUUUCAAGUCCCGAUUUGAGCCGCCUAAAGAUUGACGAUCUUAGCAACGGAGCCGAUGCAGUCUCAGACGCUCCCGGUAACGUUUCGUGCGACAAUCUUUCCGACGGAAAUGGAUCCUGCACAUCCGAGUUCUAUCCCCAGCACCUUGACAUCGAUUACAUUGAGGAGGACUUUGCCUCAUCGGAGUACAUCCAUCUUUCGAGCGAAUCGACCGGUGCAACGACGGAGCCCGAUAGUGGCCGUGGGAAGCAGCAGCCAGAGUCUGAGCUGGAUCCGGGAGCGGACUGGCGUCGGUUAAAUCUAUCCGAGCGCAUUUUCGACAGUUUCAAUCGAUCGGCGAACUCUUCAACGGUGAACCUGGCAGGUGCUGGUUGCACUGUAGCGUUCGUCCGGAACGAAACUGAAACGCCGAAACCGGCAACGGUUGCUUCUGUUGAGGACGAUACGGCAGGUUACCUUGAAAUGGGACCCCCGGGGACCGGAUUUAAUCGUCAGAAGCUAAAUGAAAUCAUAUUGCGCGGUGACACGAAGAAGCAACCUUACGCAGUUUCCAACGUGAAUUCGGACGGUUCUGAAUCGAUCUACAUGAUCAUGAGCGGAGCCGGAAAGCUCCCCGAGCCGAUUCGGUCCAGUUCUACGAGCAGUAGUAGCAGUGGUGUCAGUAGUGCCAGUGACCAUACCACGGCCAGCCUCGAGGGACCGAACAGUGGCAAACAGCGUAACUCGAUAGACGAUAAGAUCGCGUCUUACUACCCGAAUGAUGAUCGCACUCCGUCCCGCAAAGGCACGGUCUGCUCGCUCGAAGAAUCGUCACCUGUUCGGGGAAGUUCCCCUUGUUGCGGAACCACGACACCCCCGGUGGUCACUACUCUUCCGAGAGCGGUAAAAUCAGCGCAACGGUCGGUGGUCGAGGCUACGGUCGAUAUGCGGGAUCGCGUUCAAGCAACAUUCCGCACCCCAAAGGCGACUGCUGAAAGCCGUCGGCACUGUUUUCGCAAAAUGCUGGGCGAAACGCCUGACCAGGAUACCGAUGGCCAAUCAACCGAAAACUCACCUAAGCUUUACCAAAAGUAUGCCACCGUUGCUCGUACGUGUUCGCCGAAAAAGUGCGCGAAAUCGAAACCCGAUGGAAUGGACCGACUGGAGGUAGGCUCCGUAGAAGCGAUAAAGUCCGCCGGCAAACGGUUCGGAUCGUUGCCACGGUUUGGGAAGCUCGAUUUGUCUCCGCUGAGAAUGAAGAUCAACAGUGUGCUACAGCGGCACAAUUCCGGUAAUUUAUGAUAGGAUUUUGGGCCAGGUUUGUUGUUUUUUGUACAGCAUUAAGAAACCGAUCUCACCGAUAUUUAUCUUCCGGAGGAGGUGGCCAGAAGACGGAAUCGAUUCAGAUAUUCGCAAAUUGCUCAAAUGUUACGUAGCUACUAUUUAAACGCUGUUUCUUUCUGUGGCUUUUUGCCUUGCUCCAAUGGAUUAUUUAGGGUCUGAAGUUUGCUCUCGCAUUCGUUACAGAUUACUAUUAAUUAAUACUGCGUAAUCUCUUGAGAAAAAAAUCAAUUUGUAGUGGAAGAACAGAAGUGAACACACCGUAGAAGAUUGCUAUAGCUUUUCAUUGCCUUUGCACGUAAAACUGACGAUCGUGGAACACCCAUGAAAGUUACUGUAGUAAAAAAAUAGGUAAGGGCCAUACGGUGCUCGAACAUUGUUUCAUUUGCUUUAAAAAAGUAAGUUUAAAUACGAUAAUAACUUCAAAAUGAUUCAAAAGGUGCUUUUGCAAGAGAAAGAUAGAUAGAACGGGGCUUCCGUGCUGUGAAUUGUCGAAAACUGAAUCAAUAGUAUGCUUUUAUGCGCGUUUCAACGAGAGGAUUGUAACAUAAUCUCAUUAAUUAGGUAGGAAAUAACUUACGUUUGCUUAAAUGCACGCACAAAAAGACAUUUCACACCAUAUCGAUAGAGAAAUGUUUUUAGCUCACUCGCUCAGGUUCCAGCGGCAGUCUCAGGUGCAAGUUUUGGCCACUACUUUUACAAAGAAACUUACCGAACAAAACAAAGAAAAGGGACAAAGUAUAAAUCUACGUGUAUUUGCUGCUGUGAUUUUUACCGACCCACCGGCUAGGUGGACUUUUAGAAACCGGUUAAUAAAGAAAAAGACGAGCAAUUUUAAAGCAACAGGAAGUGCGCUAGGGUAAGAUAGAUUGGAGACACGUUUAUAUUAUAAAAGCUUUAUGUGCGAAGGAAAAAUGCUUCAAUUAACUCGCGCGUCAGCGGACCGUGCCAUUCAAGAAUCUCGAGUAAGAGAUCAAACCAUAGACAAAUACGAAUAUCAUAUCAUUUUCAAUUGUACGUGCUGCUGUACGUUUCAAAUCCCGGCAUAUCAGACAGCGAGAACCAGCCAUCUGAAUGCAUGCAAAACUUACGAUAUUUUACGGCGGUCUCGAAAUGCGUG